CCUCACAGUACUCAAAUGGUUGCAGUGUAGCUACUACACUACCUCUAGUGGAGAAGACAAAGUUGUAGUAGUAGACAACCAUGGCGAGUAGAAUACCGAGAGCUGAAACUGAGUCAGAAACAGAGACCGAGUCAGAAUCGCUUGAUGAAUCGUCCCAAAAUCAGAUCCUGAAAUUUUUACAGGACCUUCCAGAUGUUCCAAUGGGAAAACUUUCACCUCAUCUCGAAUUUCAGAGAACUCGAUGUGAAUUGAAGGCCGAUGCUCCCAUUCAUACUGAUACCUUACAGUACUCUGGUGCUUAUGCAUCUGUUGGUUAUGAUAACAGUACUCGGUUAGAUAAUUUCUGCGACAAUUUUAAAGUUAAGGUUAUUCGAUUGACAGAGGAAGAUAUGGAGUUUGAUAUGAUUGGUAUCGAUCCAGCACUUGCAAAUGCGUUUCGGCGAAUCCUUAUAGCUGAGGUUCCAACAAUGGCUAUUGAGAAAGUUCUCAUUGCAAAUAACACAUCGAUUGUUCAAGAUGAAGUGCUUUCCCACAGGUUGGGUCUCAUUCCAAUCAAGGUUGAUCCGAGAUGGUUUGAAUAUGCAGAGAAUAAUACACCAAAUGAGAAGAACACAAUUGUUUUUAAACUCCACGUUCGUUGUGCAAAAGACACGCCCCGUACUUCAGUAAAGUCAAAUGAAUUGAAGUGGUUACCCCAUGGAAGUGAGUUUCCUUUGAUCUCAGAAGAUUCAAAGUCUGGUUCAUCAUCAAAACCAAGAACAUACACAUCAUUCUCUUGCAGCCAGGAUUCUUUUCCAGAGUUUUCCAACAAACCAAUCACCACUAUGGAAAAUAUUAUUUUAUCCAAGUUGGGCCCUGGUCAGGAAAUUGAAUUAGAAGCACACGCCGUUAAAGGCGUCGGUAAAACUCAUGCUAAGUGGUCCCCUGUUGCUACUGCUUGGUAUAGGAUGCUUCCUGAGAUUGUAUUAUUACAAAAUGUUGAAGACGAGGUAGCCGUGGAACUAAAAAAAAAGUGCCCUGUAAAUGUCUUUGAUAUCGAAGAUAUUGGCAACGGUAAGAAACGAGCUACGGUAGCACGCCCACGAGAUUGCACUCAUUGUAGGGAGUGCAUUGGAGGUGGCAAAGAAUGGGAGGACCGUGUAUCAUUACGCCGAGUUAAAAAUCAUUUCAUAUUUACUAUUGAAUCAACCGGAGCCUUACCUCCCGAAACGUUAUUCACGGAAGCGGUAAAGAUAUUGGAAGACAAAUGCGAACGAGUGAUCGCAGAGCUUUCAUAAUUCUGUUUUUUGUUCACUUGAUAGAGAAACAUGUUGUUUUAGAAUCUAUUUAUGUAAAAGCUACAGCUAAAGAAAAGAAGCCAUUCAUUCAGGCCAUUGUUGUCCUAUUUCAAGUCUUGGAAUUAUAAUUGUUAAUUCGGGUUUUGAUUUUCGGGGGCCAAAUUUAAUGAGAUUGUUGCAAGGGCACUGCUAGAGGGAGCUUAGAACGCAUUCAAGAACUACUCACUUGUAAGAUAUCGAUGUUGUUCGGGUUGUUGGUAGUUUUGAGAUUAGGGGGCCUAAUUCGGCGGUUGCUGCAGCUAUGGAGUUCGAUUCAUAUUUGGUGUUUUGACUUGCGAAAACAUUGAAUUAGGCGUUAAACCGAGCUGGUGUUUGGUAGCAGCUAUUAAGAUGGCGCCACUGUUCGAGCCAAGAACAAAGUUUUUUCUGUAGUUCAAAGGGUCAGAUAAAGUUCAAGAUUUUAGGCACCUAAUUAGUAAUGGCUUGCUAUAGUUUCAUGGGAGCUAAAAGAUACUCCUUCCAAGAUGAGAUUUGCAAGGGUUUCUACAUUAAAUUUGUUUGAAUUUCAUUGUUGAAUAUAUGUUACACAUUGCAUUACAUAAGACCCUUUUCAAUUAG
This is a messenger RNA of Cannabis sativa, 1895 nucleotides long. RefSeq lists its product as uncharacterized. The coding region runs from base 81 to 1277 and encodes 398 amino acids. Lineage: Eukaryota; Viridiplantae; Streptophyta; Magnoliopsida; Rosales; Cannabaceae. Gene Ontology annotation, biological process: DNA-templated transcription. Gene Ontology annotation, molecular function: protein dimerization activity; DNA binding. The record is from RefSeq and is a predicted model, not a curated record. Gene Ontology annotation, cellular component: RNA polymerase III complex; RNA polymerase I complex. The transcript has 9 exons.